Amoebophrya sp. A120 is the source of this 1110-nucleotide messenger RNA. The record is from the annotation of a GenBank genome assembly. Lineage: Eukaryota; Dinophyceae; Syndiniales; Amoebophryaceae.
AUGUUUUCAGACAAUUUGAUAUUACGAACAACUCGUGCGUGUGUAUGCCGCCCCUGUCUCGUCCCUGCUGUCACACCGCAGGUUCCCUGUCCUACGAAUGCGCGAAUGCUACCUCGCGGUCAACCUGCUCAGCAUGCCCAAGACUCUGACACCCUUGCCAGCAGCACACGCCCCUCCUCGUGUAACGGCCACCGGAAGAUCGAAACCUACCAGCAAAGCAGAUCACCCGCACAAGCCACGAAUGCGGGAAUGGGCUGCAUCUUUCCCCUCGAGGCGGGGAGAGGUGCACCCACCAGGUACUCUGUUAAACGUUCCGACUACAAGGUGAUGAUGAUGCAGAUGAUAAUACUGGUGAUAGUGUGCUCCUGCUUGCAUGGAAUUCGCUCGCGGCCCGUCCUGCCUCCGCCCACACACAACCCACAGGUAUGUGGGCCCAGAGCUGUGGCGUCCCCUCCCGUAGCUGCCCGUGGAGGGUUUCCACAUGCCCGCCGGCGACACUAACAAGCGUGGAUCGAGCGAGACCGGGGGGUUCUGGAGACAAGCCAACGAUCGGGGAAGGAGAGGGAUGAAGCUGAGCCAGCACUACUAGUCGGGGUUGAAGCUCUAUAGAAGUCUGAAAUUUUUAUUUUUCUUUGACGACAACAGGGUAGUAGUAGAGAAUCUUAACUUUAACGCGAGUUUCUUACUUUAGACUUUAACUUUUGAACAACAACUUUAACGGGAAUCUUUCGCACAACGACGCUUUACGAGUCAGCACUUCAAGAACUUCACAGCAGCAACACUUUUAGUAGUUAUUCGAAGCUUUAAGUAGACUUUGAGACCCUCCAGUUCCAAGCAAAAGGUUCAGAAAAACAACAAAAGCAAAGCGAUCAAAGCAUCGCAAAGUUCGUCGUACUUAAAUAAAUUGAUCCUCCUUCUCUCAACAAGUCGAGUCUCUCUACGUACUUAAAUAAAUUGAUCCUCCUCCUCAACCCUCGUAUCUGGUCGAGUGUAGCCGCUCCAAUGUGAAAUUACACUUGGAUUCGAGCGAUCGGACUUGCCAGGAUUUCCUUUAUACAUUCUGAACAUUCAUGCAAUAAAUCAAAAACAUUCAGCAUAUUUAGAACCGGC